AUGUAUGUGGAGGAAUCGGACACAUCGCGCAUCUGUGCAAGUGCCGUGCGGAAUGGGAGAAACGUACGCGUGGCUGUGUGUGGACCUCGGUCUGUCUGCUCUGACAACACUCCCACGCUUGCACGUGUUUGGGUGAACCGUUCACCUCUGUUCGCCGUGAAUUCGUCACAUCGCACCCGCCAACAUUCGCACCUGUUUAAGCACCAAGCUCCGGGUGCCGAGUUGGAAGAGACGUACGCACGUGUGUAUACGUGA
Gryllus bimaculatus (two-spotted cricket) is the source of this 255-nucleotide messenger RNA. Lineage: Eukaryota; Metazoa; Arthropoda; Insecta; Orthoptera; Gryllidae. The record is from the annotation of a GenBank genome assembly.